AUACAUAAAAGUGUGAAACGGCACAGUGUCUGCCGUUUCCCGAUAAGCCCGGUGAUUUUUGGAACAAUCUCUUCUUCUAUGUUCUUCUUCGCCUUCCUCUUUUCACUUCAUGUUUCAGAGGGAGAGAGAGAAAAGCAUGUGUAAGAGUAAACCAAGCUCAAAAUUCAACACCAAAACAUGCUUCUAAGCUCUGGCCUUGGAUUUAAGGUCUUGUCUCGGACACAGACUUCUUUGUUUCAGAUAGAGGAAAAGAAAACAACAAAAAAAGCUCAACUUUUUUCCGUCUUCUUUCUUUACAUUUCAAGGUGCACUUGAGUAGAAAGCAUGACCAUUCGGAAAAUUCAACAAUUCCAGAAAUAACACAACAGAGGUUCACAGAUCUGUGAGGUGCGGGAACGACAACCUCAGGCCUUGUUUUCUUUUCCCUUUCUAUUCUCCAGACCUUAACACCUUCCACAAAACCCGAUCCAACAAUGUUCAAAGUAAAAGCUAUAAACAAGCAAAUACAAGCCGAAGUCAAAAGGAGUUUGGUGCAGAUCCGCGACCCAUUUGCGAAAUUUGCUGCUUUAGCUUAAAAACAAAGCGCGAAGAGUUGGAUCAAAGGAGGUGAGGCUGUGGCUCUGCGACCUACUCAGUCUUUUGCUUUUGAAAGCUUUCUUUUCCUUCUGCGAUUGGGAAAAGCUUUAUCAAGGGCUUCUGACUUGGACCGCGAUUUAUCGGUGCGUAAAUAAAAGGCCUUUUUAUCACUACGCGGCCAAAGUACUCUCUGAUUCUGAAUCGUAGUCAUCAAUGCAAAGCACAUAGCAACAACAAAAACCCCACCCUCUGUGCACUCUCUCAUCCAUUGGCACUUUGACUCUAUUUUUCUUCUCUUCUCUCUCCAGUACUUUCCGUGGGAUAAGAGUGCAAGAAGAAGACCAAGUGGGGUGUGUAGCUUGGAAAAAAGGCGUGUCUGUGAUAUGGAAGAGGAUGAGAUUCAAGCACAGGCAGUGUGUAAGUUCCCUAGAGUUGGAAAUGGAAGGAACGACCAAUACCAAGAGGAGGAAGAAGAGGUAGACAUAAGAAGAAGAGGUAUUGGUGGCGGCGGCGGCGGCGGCGGAGGAGGAGGAGGAAGUGAUGCCAGCACAAACCAUUUCCAAAGCAGCUGGCACCACUCUUCGAGAAUCAUUAGGGUGUCUCGAGCGUCUGGUGGGAAAGACAGGCACAGCAAGGUGAUGACCUCAAAGGGGUUAAGAGACAGAAGGGUUAGGCUCUCGGUGACCACGGCCAUUCAGUUCUACGACCUUCAAGAUCGGUUGGGUUAUGACCAGCCCAGUAAGGCUGUGGAGUGGUUAAUCAAUGCUGCUUCCGAUGCUAUCUCAGAGCUUCCUUCUCUCAACAACCCCUUCCCUGAUACCCCUAAGCAGCCAAGCGACGAGAAAAGGCCAACCAGUGGUCAACGUGGGGUUCAACCACAGGCCUUUGAUGAUGCAGACGGAGACACCAAUUUCCUCCACCAAACCCAAAACCAAAGCCAGAACCUCUCUCUCUCCAAGUCUGCUUGCAGCAGCACUUCCGAGACAAGCAAGGGUUCGGGCCUGUCCCUCUCUAGGUCUGAGAUCCGUGUGAACCGUGUGAAGGCAAGGGAGAGGGCAAGGGUAAGAGCUGCAAAAGAGAAGGGAAAAGAUAGGGACAAGGAGAAGGAGAAAGAGAAAGAGAACGAGUCUGGCAUUGCACACCACCACCACCAUCACCACCACCACAAUGUCAACAACCCCAACCAUAUGUCUCACACUGCUUCCUUCACCGAGCUUCUCACCGGUGGGAUUGGGAGCACAGUAACGGUUAACCCCACCACCACAGCAAGUCCUAAUGGAUCAUCUGUUCAUCAGAUCCAUGAGGGUCACGACGAGGCCAAUAUAUUCAACAAGGGAAGACAACAACAACAACAACAACAUUGGUCUUCAGCAGUGACACCUAUGGACUACUUCAGCCAAGGAGGCCUCUUGGUGGGACCUUCAUCAUCAUCUGCAAGAACUCAACACCAACACCAACACCAACAUCAAUCUUCUUCGGGACAGUUCCAAUUGGGACAUGCCCUUCCCAUCUCACCAUUCAGUGGAGAAAACCAGUCGGAUCAGAUGCAGCAUUUUUCGUUCAUGCCAGACCACCUGAACAUGCCGGCCGUGGUGACUUCUUCUUCUUCUGCUUCUCAGCCCAGCGGGGGUGACAAUUACAACCUCAACUUCAGCAUCUCUUCGGGCCUUGCUGGUUUCAAUAGGGGGACCCUUCAGUCCAAUUCUCCGUCCUUUUUGCCUCACCUCCAGAGGUUUCAACCUUUAGACGGAUCAUCCAAUCUACCUUUCUUCAUCGGAGCUCCUGCUCCUUCUUCUGCUCCUCCAACCAUUGACAGCAACAACAAUAACAACAACAACCACCACCACCACCUUCAGUUCUCUCCCGUCUUCGAUGGCCGCUUGCAACUUUGCUAUGGCGAUGGAACAAGGCAUUCUGACCACAAGGGCAAGGGAAAGAACUAACUUCCUCCAGGAACACCACGUUUAUUUUCUUCCUGAUUUUGACCCAAUGGACAUCAGCCUCAUGCUUGGAAGGGAGGUAAAACCAAUGUAUGGUGGAAUUUGAAGCCUUAAAAGUUUUACAUUUCAAAAUUUAAGGAUAGAGAAGUUGCUAUGAUGAUUGAGAUCUUUACUCUUACCUACCUCACCUUAAGUAUGAGUUAGGACUACAUGUAUUGCACAGAUUAGUUUUCAAUAAAUGAAGCAUACAAUUUUGAAAAGCCUCAAAUAUUGUUGACAGAUGUUUGGGAUUUUAUGUUCUGGAGAAGUUAGUGUUGGAGAAGUGCAGAAAAUUUAUUGAUCAGGGCAAGAAAGUGGUUCACUAGAAAGCAACGGUGAAGGUUGUGAUGUUUUAAGUAAAAGAAAUUGGUUAAGGAAAAUGAAAGUUUUGGGACUGAGUGGAUUCAGAAUAUCACAUUAUAGAAGCAAGAAGAGAAAAGUGGAUUCUUGCUGAAAAAAUUGAAUUUGCAACAAAAAAGUAUGGUAUUUUCCUAGUACCAUAAGAAGUGAAUCCUAACCAUUUUAUAUUGUAAACAAAAUGCAAUAGAUUCAAAAUAUAGACAGCUGAACAGAGAAAGACAAGGGAAUAGCAGAAAUUUCUGUUCAGUUUAAGGUGUCUUUGUUUAUUCAACACAGUCUUGCAAUAACUAGAUUCACUGACCUUGCUGGUUGAAUUUUGGGUUUUGAUUUUAGGCCAUAUACAUUAAAAAGGUCACUCAUUUUUAUAAAUUAUCAUACAUUUCUAAAUUAUGAUAAACUGUUAAGUUUUGUAAGUUACUAAUCAUGCUCUUAUUCAGUGAUAUUUGCUUAUUGUGAAUCACUGUUUUCUAAGGUGUAAUUUGAUGUUGAGGAGUUAAGUUAGACAUAACAAAAUGCACAUUAUAUGUUCAUAGCUAAAAAUAUCUUCUGCAGUUUGGUUAACCAUUGUCUGUGCUAUCUCUCUACUUUCCAUAAUCAUAUUGAAAUUUCUGAAUUGUUUUCUUAUA
Molecule: messenger RNA, 3541 nt
Organism: Vigna unguiculata (cowpea)
Lineage: Eukaryota; Viridiplantae; Streptophyta; Magnoliopsida; Fabales; Fabaceae
Gene: TCP2
Product: TEOSINTE BRANCHED 1, cycloidea and PCF transcription factor 2
Biological process (GO): regulation of secondary shoot formation
Cellular component (GO): nucleus
Molecular function (GO): sequence-specific DNA binding; DNA-binding transcription factor activity
Source: RefSeq, a predicted model, not a curated record